AGCACCGUCCUCGCAUUUGCAAUCGCCAUCUUCGUCCCCAUCGGCAUCGGCGGCGGCGGCGGCUUCGGCGACGGUGGGGGGUUUAUCUCUAAGGUUUACUGAAGGAAAUCUCGAGAAAAUGUCGCUGGUGCGAACGACAGUCCUGAUGUGUUCUCCGCUCUCCACGCCGUCGGCGUCUUCUUCGAGCAACCGCGUCUCGGUGAAAUUCGCGGUUUCGCGCUGCUCUGUGGCGUCUCCGACUACUGUGGUGAAUGGAAACGUGGAUAAUAAGCCAUGGGAGAGGAAUGAAGUUCGGCUCGGGUUGCCGAGUAAAGGUCGAAUGGCUACGGACACUCUCGAUCUUCUCAAGGAUUGCCAAUUGGCUGUUAGACAAGUGAAUCCACGGCAGUACGUUGCGGAGAUUCCUCAGCUUUCUAAUCUGGAAGUUUGGUUUCAACGGCCAAAGGACAUUGUGAGAAAGUUAGUAUCCGGAGAUUUAGACCUUGGAAUUGUUGGGUUGGACACAGUAAUGGAAUAUGGGCAGGGAGAUGAAGAUCUGAUUCUCGUCCAUGAUUCUCUUGACUAUGGUGAAUGCCAUUUAUCUUUAGCAAUUCCCAAGUAUGGUAUAUUUGAGAAUGUAAAUUCGUUGAAGGACCUAGCACAGAUGCCACAAUGGACACCCGAGAGACCUCUAAGAGUUGCUACUGGAUUUACAUAUUUGGCUCCUAAAUUUAUGAAGCAAGGUGGCCUACGACAUGUCUCAUUUUCAACUGCCGAUGGAGCUCUGGAAGCGGCUCCUGCAAUGGGUAUAGCUGACGCCAUUGUGGACCUUGUGAGUAGCGGAACCACAUUGAGAGAAAAUAAUUUGAAAGAAAUUGACGGUGGAAUUAUCCUGGAAAGUCAGGCGGUUCUUGUUGCUAGCAGAAGAUCAUUGACUCAGCGAAAGGGUGUGCUCGACAUCACUCAUGAAAUGCUUGAAAGAUUGGAGGCACAUUUAAGGGCUGCCGGACAGUUCAAGGUAACUGCCAACAUGAGAGGAAAUAGUGCCGAGGAAGUUGCGCGCAGAGUGAUAAGCCAACCAUCCUUAUCUGGUCUGCAGGGACCAACCAUAAGCCCGGUAUUCACCAAGCGGGAUGGAAGAGUUGCCGCUGAUUACUAUGCAAUAGAUAUUUGUGUACCAAAGAAAGCACUAUACAAAUCUGUUCAGCAGCUUAGACAGAUUGGCGGCAGCGGAGUUCUGGUGUCACCUCUGACCUACAUCUUUGACGAGGAAACUCCUAGAUGGCGUCAGCUUCUUUCGAACUUGGGGCUUUGAUGGUACGCCCUCCUCGAUGGUUUUGUGUUUUUGUUAUGAUCUCAUGGUUUCUUGCAAUGUGGCUUGUUAUACAAAUUCUGUUUUCUCGAAGAAGAUUCAUGCCACUCUGCUGUUUGGAUGAGGGUUUAUGUUAUGUCUAGGCAGCAUUUUGGCAUUCGAGUAUAGUUUCGAACUCGGAAAAGAAUACUCGAGUAAGUGUUUAUUUAUUUUAUUAAAUAGUAAUAAUCUAUAUAUGUAUUA
Messenger RNA from Andrographis paniculata, 1534 nucleotides. RefSeq names its product ATP phosphoribosyltransferase 2, chloroplastic-like. Gene Ontology annotation, biological process: L-histidine biosynthetic process. The coding region runs from base 119 to 1294 and encodes 391 amino acids. The record is from RefSeq and is a predicted model, not a curated record. Gene Ontology annotation, molecular function: ATP phosphoribosyltransferase activity; magnesium ion binding. The transcript is spliced from 11 exons. Lineage: Eukaryota; Viridiplantae; Streptophyta; Magnoliopsida; Lamiales; Acanthaceae. Gene Ontology annotation, cellular component: cytoplasm.